This is a messenger RNA of Caenorhabditis briggsae, 1572 nucleotides long. It is a transcript of the gene Cbr-jmjd-4, whose product is annotated as Protein CBR-JMJD-4. Gene Ontology annotation, cellular component: cytoplasm; nucleus. NCBI's taxonomy places the organism in Eukaryota, Metazoa, Nematoda, Chromadorea, Rhabditida, Rhabditidae. Gene Ontology annotation, molecular function: sequence-specific DNA binding; histone H4R3 demethylase activity. Gene Ontology annotation, biological process: negative regulation of gene expression; protein hydroxylation; positive regulation of translational termination. The transcript is spliced from 5 exons. The coding region runs from base 1 to 1572 and encodes 523 amino acids. The record is from RefSeq and is a predicted model, not a curated record.
AUGACAAGAGAAAUUCCGCGAAUACAUGACCAAUCAACACCGUGGCUCAAGCUGCUAGUUGAGUUCGGGUUCCAAAACGAGCCAUUCAUUCUCGGAAGUGAAAGUACAUCCUCUUGGUUGGCUAGGAAAGAAUGGGUACUUCCAGAUGGUCGCCUGAAUAAUGAGUAUCUCAAAAAGUCUUAUGGAAACGCAAUAGUUCCAACUCUAGUGAAUGGGACGAGUUACGAAUUAACUACAUUGACAGAAUUCCUAGAAAAUAUGGGUGAUCCGAACGUCUACCUAAAAGAUUGGCAUUUUCAAAAUGAAUUCGGAACUUCUAUGUACACUCCUAAUCCAUUCUUUUCUCGAGAUUUUGUGAAUUGUGAGACAUGGACAUCGAAUAACGACGAGAACCCCUUCGGCGACGACUACAGAUUUGUCUAUAUCGGAGCUGCUGGAUCAUGGACCAAAUUUCAUGCUGAUGUUGUUUGUUCGUACAGCUGGUCUGCUAAUAUCUGUGGUCGUAAGAAGUGGUUUAUGAUGUCUCCUGGAAGUGAGGAAGUGUUCAAAUCUAGCUCGACGGAUUCGGGUUAUGUGGAGGAUAUUCGGGAAUACCAGGAACUUUUCGAGCAGGCCAAUGUCAUCACUUUUAUUCAAGAACCCGGGGAAAUCGUCUUUGUUCCGUCGAAUUGGUAUCAUCAAGUUCACAAUCUAGAAGACACAAUUUCAAUUAAUCACAACUGGAUGAACAGCACAAAUUUGGGUCUGGUUCGAGAUUUUUUAAGCAAGAGGGAGGAAGAUGUUAGAAACGAAUUGAGCGACUGUGUCGAUUCGUUUACUGAAGAAGAAUUUGAAGAAAAAGUAGAGGAUAUUCUAUACGCAGAUGCUAGACUCAACAAGUCGAAAUUCCUCAAAUUGUGUGAACUUGUAAGGGAAUCCAGAUCUACCAGAAAGGAUGACUAUGAUUGUAGAAAUCAUGGUUUAGAAGUUUGGAAAUGCAUUUCCUCUCCUGAUUGUUACUCUUCUAUCACCUCGAUAUGCUCUUGCUCUAUUUCUUUCUGUGCAAAAUGUUCUAAUUUUGUCAAACAACUCGAAUAUUCUAUCGUUUCUCGAUUUCUAGGUUUAUCUUUCUUUCAUUGGGCGAAAAUAAUUUAUUUCAAAUUUCAGAUGUUCACAGAGAGCCAGUUAUCAACGCUGUAUGAUUGUGCAACGACAUCGACGCGACUCCCAAAUGACUUUGCUGAUAAUGAAAAGGAUUUGAAGACGAUAAUUCGAUACGGCGAAUUGUUCAAGGCAUGUCAUUCCUCCAAUUCCAUCGACUACUUACAGAAGGCAGAAGAUCUCACAGAAGAAGAAAAAGUGGAGCUGAAGAAGACGGUUACACAGAAACUAGCAAAUGCUUCGAGAAGUGAAGAUGAUAUUCCUUGGAAUGUGAACAUAGUAAUCGGAAACUCCCAUGUGGCAAAGAGUCUUCGGCCUAUCAUCAACAUCAAAAUGCCAAGUGGAGAAAACUUUGAAUUCGAUAUCGAUUCGUUCGCUCAAUUCCGCCAACAACUUGCUCAAAUUGUUUUGGUCGUCAAUCCACAAGAAUGA